GAAUCUGACUCAGGUCUGGCAUCAGACCUGACAUAGAAGUACCCAUGAAGAUUCAAAGCUGAAUAAAACCUAGUCCGUUUUUGUUUUAAAACAGAUUACAGUGCAGUAAUGGUCAAAGGGUCAGAUACGUACAAUCUGAACAGAUACUUAAACCCCUCUUAUCAGGAAUGAGAAAGUUCUCUAGUGUUUUGCGACCAUAUAAUGUGAUGUUUUUCCUCUUUCUCCUGCUCUAUGUUAAUGCGACACACGGUUCAGGUCAUUUUGAUUAUCUUUUUGUGAACAGGGACUACAGUGUGGGUUCAUAGCGCGGACACUGCUGCCCUCUGCUGCUCAAUAUGCAAUAGUGCCGCCCGAAUGCACUUCACCGAUGAUUCGAUUUUCUGCUCGAAUUCAUAAGAAGAUCCGAGAUUUGUUGAUUGUUGGAAAAGGAAACCUCUGAGUACUUAGAUGACACAUGAAAAUAAAAAGACAAGAAGAAAACACUGUUGUUCACUGGCGCCUCUCGGGUCUGCGCAUGCGCUCUGAGGGGGGAAGGGUUACCAUGGUGGCACAUAAACAUGAAUAAAAGAAGGCUGAAGGUUAAAAGAAGCUCCGGAAACUGAAGAUGAGGUGAGGACGUGAAGUGAGGACGGCUGGAGUAAGGACACCUGAAGUGAGGACGGAUGAGAUGAGGACAGGUGAAGUGAGGACAGGUAAGAUUAUUGAACGAUUGAUUCGAUCAUGGCGUCUGAUGGAAAUGGUACGUGUGACGCUCCCUUGUCUGACUGUCUAAUAGAGGAUGAAGCUGAGAACGAAUUGCUGUGCUCCAAGCCUACUUGCUUCCUUAUCCUGGGAAAACCUGGGAUUGGGAAGUCUACCCUCGCCAGAAAUUUUGCCCAAACCUGGGGAUGUGUCCUCAUAGAUGACACAGAGUUGCUCAGCACUCACCUUCAUGAUGGUACAAAGCAAGCAAAAGAGCUCGUUGCCACCCUCGCUGGAGGAAAGAACAUUCCAGAGGAGAAGAUGAUGACUUUAAUUCUUGAUAAGCUCAACUCGCCCGAGGUGGAAAGCUAUGGCUAUGUUCUGUCAUGCUUACCAUCACUGUCUGAGGAAUAUCUAAAGAUCAGUGAGCAAAUCGAUUUGGUGAAAAAACUAAAACUUCCACCGGACUUCAUCAUCAAUAUUAAGUGUGCAGACACGGACCUGAUCAACCGGCUUGCAGGCCAGAGGCAGCACUUUGACAGGGAGCAGUGGGACUCACGUGUGUCAUCCGACAGUGAUGCAGAGGAAAAAAUUGAGGAAGAUGACGAAGAGGAGGAAGAUGAACAGGUUGUGCAGGAGGUGAAGGAAAAGAAUGACAUGCACACUCAAAGCCACUUGAGGGUAAAAGAAAAUUACCCAGAGGAGGCCUAUCGUAGGAUUCACCUUUAUACAGAAACCGUGCUCAUGCCUUCAGAGGACUUCAUGGCAGCUCAUGACCCCCGGUAUUUAUUUGAGCUUGAUGGAAACAAAGAUCCAGAAGAGCUUUUAGGGCAUCUAAUAAAUUGCCUAGACUUCAUGGCUGUGAGGAGAUCAGCAGUUCCUAUGCGAUUACUAUACCCAGAGGAGGAGGAACUGCAUAAGGAGAUGGACAAUGAAGAGCUGUUGCAAGUCCUUUCCUCCAGCAAGGCCAUAGCACCAGGCUAUUACUGGCAAAGGAGUCGAUGGUCCUGCAUUUGCCCUGUUGCCCUUAAAGAAGGCAAAAUACUAAAUGGCAAACCUCAAUUUUCUGUCAGUUUCCUGAAUAAAUUCUACCUCCUCUCCUCUGAAGAGGCUCUGCAGAAGUUCAUGGUGAAGCCAAGAUGGUACCUGGUCCCACCCAUGCCACGCCCACCCUGCAAAGUGUCUGUGAUCGGGCCACCACAGUCUGGAAAGAGUACUCUGAGUGCACUCUUGGCUGAGCAUUAUGGUGCUGUUGUGAUAGACAUGAAGAGGCUGAUGGACGAGGAUGAUAAAAUGAAGCAAGAACGGCUGGAGAAAGCGCAUCAGGAUGCAAUAAGUUCAGCCCUGGAAAAGGUCAAGGCUCAGAUGAUGAGCGAGAAUGAUUCUGAAAUGGAGGUCACAGAGGAUCACCCAGAAGUUCGAGCUCUAGUGGAAGAAGCCCUGAAAGAAUCAAAAAAGAUAUCAAUGGAACCAUCAGAUGAAAUGUGUGCAGAUGUCCUGAAAAAACGGAUCAGAGAGAUUCAGGCAGAAGAUGCCGAUGCGGAGUUUAAAAGGGGCUGGGUGCUGGACAACUAUCCCACCAACAAAACCCAGCUAACUUUCAUUCAGGAACAGCAUCCUGACCUUAAGCCUGAUGUGCUGUUCUGUCUCAGAGACAGUGAGGCAGAAGGCAGGACAGUUCUAAAAAGGAUUUACGAACAGAACAAGGAGCAGGUGGAUGCAAUUGUACUAACUCAAUUACAGGAGGAGAGACAGAAAGCAGCCGAAAGCCAAAACCCAAAGCAGCAGGUGCUGCACUCAGAAACGGACACCCAGCCAGACAUUGUUCUUUCGAAACUGGAGGUGGUGCCUGAGGAGCCUGAUGUUACUGAGGUGAUGUUACCUAGUACAUGGGAACAGGGCUAUCCUUCGGGCUCAGUGAUGGAAAUGUACAAGCUGCAGCUAAAAAAUUUUACCCAGGAAUGGAAUAGCAUGGAGUCCUCCAUUAGUUGCAGCUAUGCUACACUGGAGAUCGCCAACCAAAACCCUCACGUUCUGCUCCAGAACAUGAUUGACCACAUGGAGAGACCAUUUAAGUACAAGGCCCAAGAAAUGACCACCAUGGAUCUGGAUAAAGAACAGGAGGAGGAGGAGGAGGAGGAGGAUGAAGCAGAGGAAAAGAGCAAUGAAUUGAGGCUUGGGGACACUAAUAAGUACUGCCCAGUGGUGCUGAGGGAGAAGGGCACUUUGGUUCCUUGCACAAGUGAAAUUGCUGCAAAAUACAGAGAAAAAGUGUACUUCCUAUCUAGCAUUGAAGCAUGGGAGAAGUUCAUGCAGACGCCUGAGCUUUAUGCCGCAACUUCACAACUACUCAAACCUCCUCCCUUGCGUGUGUUCCUGCUGGGAGUGCGUGGCUCAGGAAAAACCACUCAUGGCCAAUGGCUGGCGCAACAGCUGGGUCUCUUUCAUAUCCAGUUCCACGAGCUGCUGCAAGAGCUGAUAGUGGCCAAGACUCAUACCCGCGUGCCCUAUGCUGAUGAGGUCGAGCCGCCUGAAGAGCCACCUGAAGAGCUGCAAAGUAUGCUGCAGGAACAUCCCCAGUCCACGGCUUCCCCCGUCAAUCCUGAGGAUGAGACUCCAGCACUGACAGAUGAAGAGGAACUCAUAAAGUCAUAUCUAUCCGAUGGAGAGCAAUUGCCACACGAUAUCUUAAAGAAGCUUCUGGCGCAGUUCUGGCAUCAUGAGCCAUACAAGUCGACCGGCUUUAUUCUUGAAGGUUUUCCUCAGCAUUUAGAAGAGGUGUCCUUUUUAGUGGAGAACCACUUGUACCCAGAUGCCACCUUAGUUAUGUCUAUAGAUGUCUCAGAAGUGGUGAAGCGUCUGCUGCCCCCACGACUCGACAGAUGGAGAGAGAAAUGCGCACGAAGGAGAGGGCAAAUGGAGUUACUAAAACAGCUACGCAGCAAAAUGAGGGAGGAGGCCAUUGCCAAAAGAAGAGCUGAACUUUUUCUGGAAUAUGCACCCAGAGAUAAGAACUAUGAGGAUGAGGAGGUGCAGGAAAUUAAAGGAGAUGAAGAGCAACUGAACUGGGAGCAAGAGCUAGAAGAAAGGCUGCUGGAGGAGUUUCCUGAGGAGGAGCAAGAGAACGGAGAGGAAGAAGAGUCCAAAGCCAGUGCAGAGGUUCGGAUAGGAAGAGAGAUCAGUGAGAGGUUUGACAGCGAUGACAGCAACCUCACAACAAUAAUGGAGCUUUUGGAUGAACACCGGAUUCCUCACCUGACACUCAGUGCUGACCGGAAACCUCACACUGUGCGAGCUCGGCUACUUAAGCGAGUCAAGCCUCUAGUUGAGAACAGGGAAGCUCUGUUUCAAAGGUGUCACCCCAUCAGCUAUGCUGUUGCACAGAAACUCCUGCACUUUUCUUACAAAUCCUACAGUGCCUUUGGGUGUCGGGAUCCUGUUCGGUAUGCAGAGGGAGAUCUGAUCCAGCAUAUGCAGGACCCCCUGAAUUUUAGCUUCCCUGUCCUCUUCCACAACUUCAUCUACUUUUUUGCUUCCAAGGAGACACGCAACACCUUCAUGACGAGCCCUAUCAAAUACCUCCGUCAGCCCAAGCCCAAGCCUUCUCUCCCCAUCAAACUCGCGAUCAUUGGUAGUCCAAAAUCUGGAAAAACCACAGUUGCUCGCACGUUUGCUCGUGAAUAUGGACUGGCACACCUAUCGAUCAGUGACGUAGUACAGACAGUGCUCAGCAACAACGACAAGACAGAGCUCGCCACUGAGACACUGAAGUACUUGAGCCAAGGCUUGACUGUGCCCGACGAACUGGCAAUUCAGUGCCUAGAAGUGGUCCUGCUGAAUGUAGUCUGCAGCACACGAGGGUAUGUGCUGGACGGCUUUCCCAUGACCAAAAGACAGGCUCACCUGAUGGCUGCUCGCCGCAUUAUUCCUUAUCGAGUGAUUGAGUUGCAGCUGGACACAGAGGAAAUACUGAAGAGAGGCAUGAAAGAUAAGAUGAAACCAAACAGGCCAGACCCCAUGCAUGAGGACACUCAGUUCCUGGACAUCCGGAUUUCGUGUUUCAAACGUGAGGUUGAGGCUCUCAGGACACACUUUAAUCAGCAGUACCGAAACUGGGUUCCAGUAGAUGCACACAAAAGCACUUGGUGGGUAUGGCAUCGGGUUCUGAACGAAGUCAAGAUUAGCGUGCGACACAUCCACAACUACUUAAAGAGAAUUCAUAAAGGCCAGGCUGCUAGCGUAGCGCAUCUGUGUAUUACUCCAAGUGAGCUUCAGUCUCGGCUGGGCGAGUUUGGUCAUUAUUGUCCAGUGAGCCUGGCUCUCCAUAAACACUUGGUUGACUGCAGCUUUGACGCUUCCCUGGAAUUGGCUGCAGAGUUCAAGAGAUGCUACUACAAAAUGGCAUCCAGGGAAUGUCUUGAGAAAUUUCUUGCGGCACCAGAGCAGUUCGUGGCUCCAAUUUGCCCUCAUAAGUUACCCCUUCCGCAUCUUCUUCCCCGUAAGAUGAGCGCAGGCCAGGUGAAGAGCUGCUUUCCUCAGCAGGUGGAGCUGAAAGGUUAUUGUUCAGUCACAUACCAAGAAGGCCAGCAGAGGUAUGAGGCUCUGGUUCGAGGCAGUGUGAACUUUGCAGUAGAAUACCAGGAGAAGAUCUACGUUUUUGAGACAAAGGAGAAACGAAAUACAUUUCUACGAUCACCUGACACCUACUGCAACCAGAACCUUCCUCGCAAACUUCCACCGAUGGAAGAGCCAAGGCAACUGACCUCGUUGCCAAUCCUGGGCUAUUUGGAACAGGGAGUCGCCAGAGCCAUCAUUAAAGGCAUGACAGAGCUGGGCAACCUCAAGCCAAAGUUUCCUUACCUCAGUGUGAGGAGAUCUGCUAUACUCUACCUGGUCUUAUAUCUAAAAGCAUAUAACGGAACAUCAAGAAGUUCUCAGAUGUACAAGAAGAAGCUGAUUCAGUACCAGGAUGACUGUGAACUCAUCUCCUAUCUGAGCUCCAUUUUGACACAAAAGUACAAACCCCUUCAUGAACUUCCCAUCGAUUUUAGACAUAAGCUUCACAGGUUUCUUGCCUUGAAGGACUCUGCUGAAACUGCAACAGGGCUCAUUUAGCUUGGAAGGAAUUAAUAUGACACACAGUGGUGGAUGAUGUGCACAAACCAUGUAGUUGAGUUAAAGUAGAGAUAAAAUAGAACUCCAGUAAAAGUUGCUCCCUUUAAAACUUCACUUGACUAAAAGAACAAAAGUAUUUGCCUCCAAAUGAAAUUAACUAUCCAAAGGACUAUGAUUUAUAAUGGCUUUAAUGUUGAUAUUAUAAUUUUUGUCACAAAAUUCUUUGCUUAAUCAACUUAUUAUUAUUUUUUUUUAAAAGACUCUAGUGUUACUCUCAGCACACUGAUCUAUUAAUAGAAUGAUAUUAAUGAGUCAAAUACUGAUUGAUAUCUAUUACAGUUUAAUUCUUUUGAAUACUGUUGAACUGACGCAGUAACGAAUUACAUUUACUUCGUUAUCGUCCACCACUGAUGAAGUAAAUAAAGAGCAGAACAUGACUGUAAUAAAUAAAAAUAUUUAACAUAUUAACCCUGUGUU
Messenger RNA from Silurus meridionalis, 6273 nucleotides. RefSeq names its product adenylate kinase 9 (gene ak9). The coding region runs from base 721 to 5796 and encodes 1691 amino acids. Gene Ontology annotation, biological process: AMP phosphorylation. Gene Ontology annotation, cellular component: cytoplasm. The record is from RefSeq and is a predicted model, not a curated record. The transcript is spliced from 36 exons. Lineage: Eukaryota; Metazoa; Chordata; Actinopteri; Siluriformes; Siluridae. Gene Ontology annotation, molecular function: AMP kinase activity; nucleoside diphosphate kinase activity; ATP binding.